Messenger RNA from Sinocyclocheilus grahami, 1929 nucleotides. Its product is annotated as E3 ubiquitin-protein ligase pellino homolog 1-like. NCBI's taxonomy places the organism in Eukaryota, Metazoa, Chordata, Actinopteri, Cypriniformes, Cyprinidae. The transcript is spliced from 8 exons. Gene Ontology annotation, molecular function: ubiquitin protein ligase activity; protein binding. The coding region runs from base 575 to 1909 and encodes 444 amino acids. The record is from RefSeq and is a predicted model, not a curated record. Gene Ontology annotation, biological process: regulation of Toll signaling pathway; protein K48-linked ubiquitination.
UGUUUGGCACUUGUUUAUCUUUGUUCAUGCAUAUGAGAGAUUAAAGCGCUGUCAUUUGUGGCUGCGAGAGUCAAUGAUGUUUUCGUGUCGGAAACAGGGAUGUCUGUCGCCUGCUAUUUUUACGUUGUGGUUUUGUCGUGUGUCAGCGCCAACUUUUCGUGACCGCUUGACCCUGACGGUUCAAAACAGUACUGAUGCCAACCCACACUGAGAGGAAGUGAAACCAUCUCAGUGUUAUUUGUAGAAGAUCUCCUUCUUCUCAUUUCACAGACAGCAUAACUUACUUGUGUGUUAUCGAAUGUGUCUUUUCUGGUUAAUAUACUCUUUCUAUCAUUUCUAUUUAUUUGUUGUGUGUGUUUUUUGUUGUGUGUGUUUUUUGUUUUUUUUGCACUAUAGUCUCAGUGGCGCCACCCUACAGGUGGGAAUAAGACUAACAUCCGAGACUUUAGAUUUUGUGCUACUUUCAGAGAUGUCUUAUGGUGAGAGCGUGAUGGUGGAGCAUUGAGGAGGCAAGAUCAAGAAGAGAAGAUAGAGAUAUAUUUCAGAGGAAGUGUUUGAGCUGAAGACCGAAGUGAUGUUGGCCCCUGAACAGGAGCUGCUGAGCUCUUCUAAACCCAUCAAAUACGGAGAGCUCAUCGUCCUCGGCUACAAUGGCUCCCUACCGAACGGAGACCGGGGCAGAAGAAGGAGUCGUUUCGCUCUGUUUAAGACACCCAAAGCCAAUGGAGUCAAACCCAGCACCGUCCACAGCACAUGCAGUCCACAGACCGCCAAGGCCAUCAGCAACAAAAACCAGCACAGCGUGUCGUAUACGCUGUCCAGGGCGCAGACGGUAGUCGUAGAGUAUGCACACGACAGCACCACUGACAUGUUUCAGAUCGGCCGGUCCACUGAAAGCCCCAUUGAUUUCGUGGUGAUGGACACGCUGCCUGGUUGUCACGGCAAAAGCGACACGCUGUCGUCUCAGAGCACUAUAUCGCGAUUCGCGUGUCGGAUCGUGUGUCAGCGAGCGCCGCCCUACACCGCGCGCAUCUACGCCGCCGGCUUCGACUCGUCCAAAAGCAUCUUCCUGGGGGAGAAAGCGGCGAAAUGGUGGUGCGCUGACAGCCAGAUGGACGGCCUGACCACCAAUGGCAUAUUAGUGAUGCGACCGCGGCACGGCUUCACCUGCGAGUCCAAACCGGGCGCCUGGAGAGAGAUCUCAGUCUGCGGCAACGUCUUCAUGCUCCGAGAGACCCGGUCCGCUCAGAAACCCGGCAAACUGGUUGAGAAUGAGUCUCACGAGCUGGUGGACGGCACUUUAAUCGAUCUGUGCGGCGCGACUCUGCUGUGGCGUUCGGCGGAAGGUCUGUCCUGCACGCCGUCCCCCAAACACCUGGAGGUGCUGCGGCGGGAGCUGAACGCGGCGCGGCCGCAGUGUCCCGUGGGCCUCCACACCCUGGCCUUCCCCAGCCUGGACCGCUCCUUCACCGGCUCGACCCACGACGAGCAGCCCUGGGCCUACCUGCACUGCGGACACGUGCACGGAUACCACGCCUGGAGGGGCCGCCGCCGCCUCGCCAAAGAGGGCUCCACCGAGGAAGACGAGGACGAGUCCGAGAGCAAAGAGGAGCUGGAGCAGGAGCCGCUGCGGGAGGGGGAGCGCGAGUGUCCGCUGUGCCGCACACGCAGCCUGUACGUGCCGCUGAAGCUGGGCCGCGAGUCGGGCUUUUAUCUGGACAGCGCGCCUCCGACGCACGCUUUUAACCCCUGCGGACACGUGUGUUCAGAGCGGACGGCCGCCUUCUGGAGCAAACUGGUGCUGCCUCACGGCGCUCGCGGCUUCUUCCCCGCCUGCCCGUUCUGCAUGCGGCCGCUCGCCCGCGACAGCAAGUGCGUGAGACUGAUCUUUCAGGGGCUGCUGGACUGAGUGUGUGUCUGACUGUGUGU